Messenger RNA from Aspergillus campestris IBT 28561, 1278 nucleotides. RefSeq lists its product as uncharacterized. The coding region runs from base 193 to 1185 and encodes 330 amino acids. Lineage: Eukaryota; Fungi; Ascomycota; Eurotiomycetes; Eurotiales; Aspergillaceae. The transcript is spliced from 2 exons. The record is from RefSeq and is a predicted model, not a curated record.
AUAAGUCCAGUGGCGGCUUAUAUCGCGGAGGUUGUGGUGGAGGCUAUGGUAGACAAUAGCCAAGCCCUACAUCCAGGAGAGGGAAUAGCUUCAAUCUAUUCUGUCGUCCAUUCGAGUUGAGGUUCGACAGGUGUGGAGGCUGAGCCUGUAGGAAAUAAUGCAUCAAGUCCAGAGAGCAGUCCAUCGUAUAUUAUGGGGAAAAAAGAACUAUAUAAACACCAUUCAAUCACCUCCAUAUCACGUCUCUACAUCUUCCAUCUUCUCCAAGGCAGCGACAGUUACAAAUCCAUCAUCCAACCUGAUCUUUAUCGAUUGUCCCUCUUCACAUCAAGCAACAUGCGCGAAUCGAUCCUCAAAUUUGGCCUUACCAUGGCUCUGCUAGCCAUGGGAACAGCGACUCCUUUACCCCUCGACCAGAAAGACUACGAUGAAACCCCCACGAUCGUUCCCAGAGUAAUGAACGUUACUGCCCGCGAGUUUGUCGAGGCGGGAGGCGCCUAUAUGGACGCUCCCGACUCUGACGGAAAUCCACCGGUCGAUGUCGAUAAGCGAGGCGUCAAGCUGUGGGAUACUUGUAAUACCCGCGCAUCAAUUCACUACAAACUCAAAGGGGACGGAGAUCCCCACCAGAACUUUGUCAUUACCCAAAAGGGCGGCUCGCUAGUAUCGUGCUCCGCAGAGGAUGGCGCUACGGCGUCUGCCUACGAGCACGGUCUCAGCUGGUCCAUAACGGGUGGUGUCAACACGGAAUGGGCGUCCGUCGCCCUGGAAGUCUCCGAGUCACAGUCGUACUCCGUGUCGCAAUCUUUCACCUGUGGCGGCGUUGCAAAGCAGAGAGGAAACAUUUGCGUGCUUUUCUACCAGGCUGUCACUGCGUUCAAGGUGGAAGUAAUCAAAAACGAUCCCUGCAACGGCAUCGUAAACAAGAAGACGGUUGAGACUAUCUAUGCGCCCAAUGACAACAAGUUGGGCAGUGUUGGAGCACGGGGAAUCAAUGUCUCGAAGCAUGGCGUGGUCCAGUGUGUUGGCGAUGUCGACCGCACUAUUCAUCAUUACUGUGGUCCUAAGGGCGAUGCCUCGUGGUGGAGAGGCAAGCAGCCGGGUCCGUGGACCAAGGAGUAUGUCGAUAAUCGUGAGCCCAAGGAUUGCAAAGUUCCUAUCGAAGCUCACCAGUACUUUGAUUGAUUUGUGGAUUUGUUGGUAGUAGGAUCGAAAUAGUUGGUGGUCUUGUGGUAUGCUGUUUUGUGUUAGGGUACACUGUGCUUUGCAAUAUUCCAU